AUCUUUGAAAAUAUGUUUUGACAAUUUUUUGACACUUCGAACAAAAAUAAUUUUUUUCUUUUUAUAAAAUCUUAAUAUAAUGGCAACUAAAACCGUCGCUACAGCCACCGUGAGGGCUGUUAAAGGUAGGAGAAUUUUACCCACAAGAGCUGCGUUGGUGUUGACGCAAUCAGCUGUCAGUCGAGUUAAAGAAAUUUUAGAAGGAAAAGAUCGAUUCAUUGGCUUAAAGAUUGGAGUUCGUCAACGAGGAUGUAAUGGGUUAUCUUAUACUUUAGAUUAUGCAGAGAAAAAGGGUCCGAUGGAUGAAGAAGUCGUCCAGGAUGGGGUUAGAGUUAUUAUUGAUAAAAAGGCACAGCUAACUUUACUAGGAACAGAAAUGGAUUAUGUCCAAAAUAAACUUAGCUCUGAAUUUGUUUUUAACAAUCCCAAUAUAAAAGGCACUUGUGGAUGUGGCGAAUCUUUUAGCGUGUAAUAUGGAUCACCAGGAGGCUCUAGUCGUUUAAAAUAAAUUGAAAGUUGUAGAUAUUUA
Molecule: messenger RNA, 529 nt
Organism: Onthophagus taurus
Lineage: Eukaryota; Metazoa; Arthropoda; Insecta; Coleoptera; Scarabaeidae
Gene: MagR
Product: Iron-sulfur cluster assembly 1 homolog MagR
Biological process (GO): iron-sulfur cluster assembly
Cellular component (GO): cytoplasm; mitochondrion
Molecular function (GO): 2 iron, 2 sulfur cluster binding
Source: RefSeq, a predicted model, not a curated record